Calidris pugnax (ruff) is the source of this 1705-nucleotide messenger RNA. It is a transcript of the gene MEX3B, whose product is annotated as mex-3 RNA binding family member B. The transcript is spliced from 3 exons. The record is from RefSeq and is a predicted model, not a curated record. Lineage: Eukaryota; Metazoa; Chordata; Aves; Charadriiformes; Scolopacidae. Gene Ontology annotation, molecular function: RNA binding. Bases 179 to 1705 code for a protein of 508 amino acids.
AAAAGCAAAAAAAAGAUACAAAAUAUACAAGCAAAAGGCAACAACUCCCCGGUCUCCAGCAGUCGCCCACCCUCCCUUUCCUUCUCUCCUGCUGGCCAUCUGCCUUGGGUUUUCCUUUGUGUCUGAUCUUUUACUACUGAGCCGAGCGCAGGAGGAGGGUGCAACACACACAGGGACUAUGCCCAGCUCGCUUUUUGCAGACAUGGAGAGGAACGGGAGCGGCGGCGGCGGCGGCGGCGGGGGUGGAGGGGGAGGGGGAGAGACCCUGGAUGACCAAAGAGCCCUUCAGAUCGCCCUGGAUCAGCUCUCCCUGCUGGGGCUGGACAACGACGAGACGGGCUCCAUUUACGACAGCGAGCCUCGGAAAAAAAGCGUGAACAUGACCGAAUGCGUCCCGGUGCCCAGCUCGGAGCACGUCGCCGAGAUAGUGGGGAGACAAGGUUGUAAAAUCAAAGCUCUGCGGGCAAAGACCAACACCUACAUCAAGACCCCGGUUCGCGGGGAGGAGCCGCUCUUUGUUGUGACGGGCAGAAAGGAAGAUGUGGCCAUGGCCCGCAGGGAGAUCAUCUCGGCAGCCGAGCACUUCUCCAUGAUCCGAGCCUCACGGAACAAGAACACGGCCCUGAACGGCACCGUUCCCGGCCCCCCAAACCUGCCCGGCCAAACCACCAUCCAGGUGCGGGUGCCUUAUCGCGUGGUGGGCUUGGUCGUGGGGCCCAAGGGGGCCACCAUCAAGCGCAUCCAGCAGCAGACGCACACCUACAUCGUGACCCCGAGCCGGGACAAGGAGCCGGUCUUUGAGGUGACGGGCAUGCCCGAGAACGUGGACCGGGCCCGGGAGGAGAUCGAGGCGCACAUCGCCAUGCGCACCGGCGGCAUCAUCGAGCUGACGGACGAGAACGACUUCCACGCCAACGGCACGGACGUGGGCUUCGAGCUGAACGGCACCGGCAGCCUGUGGAGCAAGCCCACGCCGCCCAGCAUCACGCCCACGCCGGGCCGCAAGCCCUUCUGCAACUACCGCAACGACAGCUCCAGCUCGCUGGGCAGCGCCUCCACCGACUCCUACUUCGGGGGCGGCACGGGGGGGGGCGGCGGGGCCCGCCUGGCCGACUACAGCCCCCCGAGCCCGGCGCUGAGCUUCACCCACAACGGCAACAACAACAACAACAGCGCCAACGGCUACGUCUACGGCGGCGGCGGGGGCGGCGGCGGCGAGGUCCUCUCCUCCCCGGACUGCUGCUCCGAUCUGCACGUGUGUAUCUGCUGCUGGUGGUGCCCAGCACACCGGUGGGGUCAGCGGCAUCCACCCCAGCCACUUCCACCGCCCAGUCCCUCCGGCCACCACGGGGCCGGUGUGUCCCCAUCUGUUUCACGAGGUGUGCCGGCACGUGCGGUGACUGUUGGCGUGACGUCUCCUUGCUUGCUGGCUUGUGGUGAUGUGUCCCCAACCCUGAAACCAAAUCCGCUCCUGGUGGGGGAGUGUCAAUCCCUUGUCUUUGGCUGGUGGAGACGAGCGCACGAGAGCGACGACAGCAUGAGGAGGAACAUGCAGGCUACACAUGUGAGCUGCCCCCCCGGAUUUAUGCCGUGGGUCAGCCCCUUGGACUGCAGAGGCCAUAAAUCAGCACAGAAUUUGUCCUGGGGCCUGGGGCCAUAUGGUGUGCGGGAGAGGGAGAGGGAUGCCCGCGGGAAAGGAGAAUAA